Messenger RNA from Oryza sativa Japonica Group (Japanese rice), 1676 nucleotides. RefSeq names its product cysteine-rich receptor-like protein kinase 44. Gene Ontology annotation, molecular function: ATP binding; protein serine/threonine kinase activity. NCBI's taxonomy places the organism in Eukaryota, Viridiplantae, Streptophyta, Magnoliopsida, Poales, Poaceae. The record is from RefSeq and is a predicted model, not a curated record. Gene Ontology annotation, biological process: protein phosphorylation. Gene Ontology annotation, cellular component: plasma membrane.
CCAAGCAAGCAAACGCGGUUGCCGGCUUUGCCGCCUGCAACACUGCGAUACAAACACACCCCACGGUCAUGGACGACGUACGUACGUGUCUCCUCCAUAAAUCACCAGACUACCUGCACUAAACUAGCUCUGCACCCCGCCACCGGGUCGCGCGCGUCGUUGAAACGUCACACCUAGCUAACUGCACUGCACUUCUGCGUGUCUGCGUCGUGUACUCGUGUGCUUUGGUGUUUUAAUUUCUCUCUAUUUUGCUCUGCUGCUGCCAUGCCGUGGUCGUGCGGCUGGUGCGGGAGGUGGAGGAGGAGCAGCGGCGGAAGAGGAGGAGGCGCUGAUCGUGAGGCCAACGGCGGUGGCGGCGGCGGCGGCGGCGGGGCGGCGUCGGGGAGGGAGGAGGAGCAGUGGAGCCUCUUCAUCGAGCUGCCCGUGCUGGAGGCCGCCACCCGUGGCUUCUCCGACGACAACCUCCUCGGCCGCGGCGGAUUCGGCCCCGUCUACAAGGGGGUGCUCGAGAAUGGGCAGGAGAUCGCCGUCAAGAAGCUGUCGCUGGAGUCACGGCAAGGUGUGAGAGAGUUCUUGAACGAGGUGAGGCUGCUGCUCAAGGUGCAGCACAGGAACCUGGUCUCCCUGCUCGGAUGCUGCGCUUCCUCCGGUCACAAGAUGCUUGUCUACCCUUACUUCCCAAAUGGCAGCCUCGACCACUUCCUCUUCGACAGAAAGAAGAGCGUGCAGCUGGAUUGGCCCAAACGCUACCAAAUAAUCGUCGGCCUAGCGAGAGGCCUCCUCUACCUCCACGAGGAAUCCCCCGUCAAGAUCAUCCACCGAGACAUCAAGGCAAGCAACGUGCUCCUCGACGAACAGCUGAACCCAAAGAUUUCAGAUUUCGGCAUGGCAAGGCUCUUCCUCGAGGACGCCACGCACGUCAACACCUUCCGGAUUUCCGGCACAUAUGGUUACAUGGCUCCAGAGUACGCGAUGAACGGCUACCUGUCUACGAAAACCGACGUUUUCAGCUUCGGGAUGCUGGUGCUGGAGAUCGUCAGCGGGAGGAAAAACAUCGAUAAACAUCUCGACGCCGAAAAAACCGACCUCCUGAAUUACACAUGGAAGCUGUCAGAGGAAGGGAGGCAGAUGGAGAUCGUGGACCCGGCGAUGGCGGAGUGGGACGCCGACGAGGCGCGGCUGUGCGUGCAGCUCGGGCUGCUGUGCUGCCAGGCCGUGGUGUCGGACCGGCCGGACAUGUACACCGUCCACCUCAUGCUGUCCAGCGACUCCUUCACGCUGCCCAAGCCCGGCAAGCCGGCGAUCCACGGCCGGGUCGGCCGGUGGAUGAGCACCACCACCACGGCGUCCUCCGCCGCCUCCACCGCCAACACGGCCACCACGCUCGGCACCGACACGAUGACGACGAGGGCGUCGGCGUCGGCGGCGGCGCUGGGCGGCAUUGCCGAGGACGACUCCAGGAACUCCAUCUCGAUCUCCUUCACCACUGAAGGCCGGUAAAACAAGACAGGAAUUCAACCAUGGACAGUGCAAGUAGUAGGUUAGAUAGAUAGUGUCGGAAUUUUUUAUCCAAAUAAUUGUGUUUUGAUUGAUAUGAACAGGAGUACAGUUGCUGUGAAUUAAUUGGCAGUGCAUAUGCACAGAAUUUUGCAUUUGGGGCAAUCCAUUCUGACUCA